Letharia lupina is the source of this 630-nucleotide messenger RNA. RefSeq lists its product as uncharacterized. Gene Ontology annotation, molecular function: box H/ACA snoRNA binding. Gene Ontology annotation, biological process: snoRNA guided rRNA pseudouridine synthesis; ribosome biogenesis. Lineage: Eukaryota; Fungi; Ascomycota; Lecanoromycetes; Lecanorales; Parmeliaceae. Gene Ontology annotation, cellular component: box H/ACA snoRNP complex. Bases 1 to 630 code for a protein of 209 amino acids. The record is from RefSeq and is a predicted model, not a curated record. The transcript is spliced from 4 exons.
AUGUCUUUCCGAGGUGCACCCCGAGGACGAGGAGGUAGCUUCGGUGGAAGUCGAGGUGGAGCCGGAGCGCGAGGCGAGAUGGGAUCCUUCGUCCAUGCAUGCGAAGGCGAGAUGGUCUGCGAAUCUGUCAACCCAAAGCUGCCAUACUUUAACGCCCCAAUCUACCUCGAGAACAAGACCUCAAUUGGCAAAGUCGACGAAGUUCUGGGCCCAAUAAACCAGGUUUUCUUUACCAUUAAGCCGCAAGAGGGUAUCGUUGCAACAUCAUUCAAGGCUGGAGAUAGAUUCUACAUCGGAGGAGAUAAACUUCUACCACUGGAGAACGCGCAGGUGGUGCUUCAAGAGGUGGCCCUAUACGUGGAGGCCGUGGUGGAGGCCGAGGCGCCUCCAGAGGCGCGCCAAGAGGUCGAGGAGGUUUUGGUGAUCGAGGACGAGGGGGUGCUAGGGGAGGAGGAAGAGGAGGGUUCGGUGCUGGGAGAGGUAGUCGAGGAGGUAAUCCCAAUUUUACAAGGCCUGGCCCUCGUGGGCGAGGAUCAUAGUUUAUAUCAGGCCCGGCGUUGCGGCAAAAGGCGUCUUGUGUAUGAGAAAGGACCCAAAAUGAAGUCCGUUCAAUUUAACACCUUCGAUUGA